Molecule: messenger RNA, 5385 nt
Organism: Thalassophryne amazonica
Lineage: Eukaryota; Metazoa; Chordata; Actinopteri; Batrachoidiformes; Batrachoididae
Gene: alpk3b
Product: alpha-kinase 3b
Biological process (GO): cardiac muscle cell development; protein phosphorylation
Cellular component (GO): nucleus
Molecular function (GO): ATP binding; protein serine/threonine kinase activity
Source: RefSeq, a predicted model, not a curated record
CCCAUAUUUGUCCUGGAGGUAUUUUUCUGUGUAUGACUGAAUCUGGCAAUGGAACUUAGGCGCACACACUCCUGUAACGGGGAUGAUUCCAGUGGGAACAGCCGGCCAGGCGGCUGCAGCUCCUCCAAUGUCAGGCCAGAAAACAGGAGCACGCUGUGCAGUGUAAUAGCACAACUGGUAGAGGAAACGCAGCCUUUCUUCGAGACAACGCUGAAGUCAAAAGCUGUAUCCGAGACGUGCAAUGUGAAGUUCUCUUGUGUGGUUACAGGGUACCCCAUCCCUCAAGUUAUUUGGUAUAAGGAUGAUAUUCAGUUAGACAGAUACUGUGGACUGCCAAAAUAUGAGAUAUUCCGUCAUGGACAAAACCAUUCCCUGCACAUUUACAAUUGCACGGCGGAGGAUGCAGCCAUAUACCAGGCCUCAGCUAGCAACAGCAAAGGUAUCGUUUCCUGCUGUGGACUUCUGGAGGUGGGUGAAAUGAACGAGUUCAAAAUCCAUCAGCGUUACUUUGCCAAGCUCAAACAAAAAGCAGAGAAGAAACGUAAGGAAUUGGAAGGUAAAGAGAACCUGGAGCCACUACGGACCAUUAGCCCAGACCGUUCGCAAAGGAAGCGCCGAUCAACAAUGGAGGCUUUUUGUAGCACCCCAAGCUCCGUGGAAGAUGACAACUGCCAGACUGUAGCCGAGGAGCCUGACGUGAGGCGGCAGGAGACCUCUACAGAAGAUCUGAAAGAAAUUUCAGCCUCCAUCACCAAUGGAGAAAUGUCUGCUGUUUGUAAUAUGCAGGACUUUCAUGAAAAGAUAAAGAAACAAGACUCUGUCCAGAUUUUCACCACACACCAACCCAAAACACCAUUUGUCAAAAAGAAAAUCAAGAUUUCUAACAGUGCAAAGGUCGUAAAAGCAGAUAAUUCCAGAGACAACGUGUUAGAGGGGAACCAGGCAAUGGAAGGGACGCUACUACCCGCAGCGCUAGAAUACACAAAGUCAGCUCACUGCAAAGGGAACUUAGAAGAUGUUAUGGAAGUGGAAAACAUUGCUAAUCCAUCCCUUCUAUUUUCCAAAUCCAGAGGAAAAUACCAGGAAUCAUCUUCAGAGAAAGAUCUUCCUGCAAAUGAUGAGAAGGUUUUUGUUAAAGGUUUGGUACCUGCAGAGAAAGACCAACUCACUGCGCCAGUAAACCCGGAUACUGUUAGUGCCACAAGUCAAAACAAAAGUCAACAAGCUAUAAUGCACAUCAAAAAGGCAGGAUGCAAAGAUAGAGAGAAAAGUCUGGAGAUGCAGAAACAAAGACCUCACAUGAACUCAACACAAGUGCAACCAAGUACUGCAGCCACACAGCAACAACCCUUAAAAGAAGAUGUAUGUGAAGCAGAAGAUGUUUCAGGCGGAAACUCCUUAGUGGGAAAUCAUAAAAUUGUCCCACUAAUGCGGGAAUCAGAAACAGUUUCUGAGGGUUUUCCGCUUCAAUCACCAAUGUCCAAUAAGUAUAAUGGUGGAACUUUAGCACACAGAGACAUUGACUCAUGGCACACCCGCUGUGAACCCAAGACAGCUUUGCAUCAGCAUGCAAGUGGAAAGACUGGAGAUCAGCUAUCUGAAGAGGAAACUUGCCGCCGGCAAAACACUGCGUCUGUUUGUUGGCCGCUGCAACUGAGUGAGAUGGACACACAACUACCACAAAAGACUUCCUCAGAAAGAGGGGACACAACAGAUGACAUCCUGAACCCCUCUCGGCACACUGCUCUUCAAGCAGUUAUUGGCAGAAUAGCAGAGACAGCAUGGGAUCAUUCCAAAGGAUCAAGUGAAAGCAAUGCGCUUUUUUUUACUGAGCUGCAUAAGUCACCCCUUGAAUGCCCAGUUGAUGUCAGGAACAGCCUCUUGUGCAAUGUUUUACCCACCACCCAACACAGCCAAGCAGGACUGGCUAUAAAUACUGAUGAAGUCAUUGAAGUUGAUGAGAAGGUAAAAGUUGACAAGGUCGACUGGUUAUUAGUACAAGCUGGCAGUGAGAGGCGAAAUGAAAAGGUAGCUGAGACUGGUGAGGAAAACGGUCUUCAGACAACUGAGACAACUAAGACAGAAAAUACAAGAGACAUGCAGGACACCACACUGAAUGAUAAUGUGCCAGAUAACAGGGAGGAAUUCCAUUCAGACUUAGAAAAUAUGAAAACAGUUCCAAUUGUAAGUGUUUUGCCAAACCUAAUAAAACAUGCAGAAAAUAAAAAUACAAAUACACAAAAUGUUCCUGUGCAACAAACUGGGUGCGUCGAUGAAAUUCCCAAACCUACGGAAAAAGUCGUCUCUAUUGCUGUACUUCUAAGAUCACAAAUAAAGGCUCUUGAAGCCACGGUGCAGGUUCCGCCUGACUUCGGGCAACAGCUUCCUACAAACACAUGUCAAGAAUCAACAGCCAAUGACAACAAGUCAAAGCCUGAUGAAACAUCUCCAACAAGCAUAAAGGUGACACUUUUGGAGGUUUCCCAAAAACUAAAUGAAAGUGAUCAGGAGACAGUUCAGUUUUUGCAAAAACCUCUCGUGCUGCCUUCUAUCUCUGAUGUUAAUGAAGGCAAUACUAUGGACAGCACGGGACUUACUGACAACACUAAAAUGUAUAACAAGGAUGUUGCUGAUGCUGCUCAAGAAACUGAAGUAUCAAUGGCAGUUCUAUUAAAAGAAAUCCCUGUUUCUUGUUCUGAUAAGCAAAAUGCUGAAAAUAGUGUUUCUCCUGUGACUUUAUGUGAGGAACUGACCAAUACAGUUCCAGCAACCCUAGCUGUGCCUGUCAGUGAAGAAUCAGUUAAAGUUACAGAAAGAGAUUACAUGUUCUCCUCACAUGCAACAGCAAGUAGUCAACAACCAUUACGAGAUAUUGUGGAUGAUAGUCAAGGUAAUGGUGGAAUUCCAGAAAUCAAACUGAUUGGUAAAACCCAUAGGAAGAUAGCUGAAAUAGAGUCGACUGCACCUUUAAACCAAGAGCACAACAAAGUCACUCUUGGCACAGAAGAAGAAGGGGUUUGUCACCUUCAUAUUCAGGAGGACACCUCUGUGACUGAUGGACUUUCAAGGGCUGACAGUAGUCCUUUGUUAAAGAAAAGAAACUGUGUUUUACCUAUCGCUUCUGCUACACCUCAAGAGCUAGCUUCUGGAGCUCGUCGCAAAAUGCUUACACCCAAGUGUAAAACGGAAGAGACCACAGAGGCCUCAUUGACAGCCAUUAGUCAAACUCAGAAAAUGGAAAAGUACACAGAGAUUGGCAAGCUUUCCUCAGGUCCUGUGACCUUAUCUACAUCUCCAGAGUUGUCACAAAGAUCCACACUUCAGCCUGCAGCUGAGAAAGCAUCUCCAGGAGAAAGACGUUCUCCAAUGCUGAGCAGGAGAAAGGCAAUACUAGACCUCGCUGAGGAUAUCCAAUCCUCUAAAACUGAGGAACAACCUACAGAGAAGGACAAGCAUGACCCAUUCAAAGCUCCUCAAGUUAUCCGCAAAAUUAGGAGUGAAACUUUCUCAGACGCUGUAGGUCAUGUGAAACUGUGGUGCCAGUUCUUCAAUGUUCUCAGCGAUUCUACUGUCAGUUGGUACAGAAAUGAAGUAGAGAUCACCCACAUUAAAAGAAAGGCAGGGGAUGAAACUCAGGUCAAUCUAGCCUUGGUUCAAGCAUCAUGUCAAGACUGUGGUGUCUAUAGAUGCACAAUCAGAAAUGAGCAUGGGACAGACUCUACAGAUUGUCUACUUAGUGCAGAUAUCUUGGCUGGAAUGUCCCUGCGUGAGGACUUUGGUGCUGGUGAAGAAAUCGAAAUGAUACCGUUAGUGUUCAACAAGGGCGUUGCUAAUUCUGGUGUUUGGGGCAACAAAUUAUUUGGCCGUAUAAUGAUGCAAGAAUCUCAUAUUGGUGAUGGCUGCUCUCACAAAGUCUGGAGGGCAAAGGUUAUCUAUGGCCUGGAGCCAGUCUUUGAGUCUGGUUGCUCAUGCAUCAUUAAAGUGCGGAACCCUAUCCCCUACGGAGGCAAGGGGGAAAGUUGCCUUAUAGAGCAGAACCUGGACAUCACCAAGCAGGAGUGUGUCAAUCAGAACUUGGCUCGUGAAUACUGCAAAAUCUUUUCAGCAGAAACAAGAGUGAUUGAAAACUUUGGACAGACUCUUGAAGUGAUUCCUGUCUACCUCAUGUACCAACCAGCCAGCACCAUCCCCUAUGCCACAGUGGAGGCUGAUCUGAAGGGGGAUUAUCAGAAAUAUUCUGGACUGGAUCAUACAGGCAGAUUAUUAAUGAGAACAGGUUCUGCGGUGGAGCAGAAAUGCUGCACCCUGCAGCAUUGGAUGUUUGAGUGGACGAAUGGCAGUCUGCUAUUCACUCGACUAGAAGGUGUUGACACAAGGAUUGCCAAUGUUGGAAUUGUAGUCAAAUCAACCGGACAUCAAGGUCUCUCUGUUGAAGGAAAUCCAAAGGUUUUUGAGCAGUUUGUCACCCAGCACCAGUGUAACUACUACUGCGGCCUGCUCGGUCUGAGGCAUCUGAAGGUCAUGGAGUCUCUGAUGACGCCAACAAAGCACAAGGGCUCCAAGAGUCCACUGCUUCAACGCAAGACCGCUGUGGGCUCCUCCACCCCUCAGGCCGACAGGAAAGCAGCCGUCAGCCCCAGAAUGCCCCGAAAAGUCACGCACGGCAGCAGCAAGACUGACACGAAACAAAAAGUUGCUGAUACUCCCAAAGUUCUAUUGGAGUAGUUAUCUCUCUACAAAACAGAAGUAAUCACUGAAUAUCUAAACAGAUCUGAUUUUUUAAAUAACUUUACAGGCCUGUUUCAGCAAACAAAUUAGGAGAUGCUGGAAAAUGAUGGAAAGUUCAGUUUAUAAGAAAGACAUGAAACCUUUCAGAGACCAUUCCACACCAGUAAUGAAGAGCUGACACCAUCACAUUCUGAUUAAUGUGUCCACAGACUCUCUCUCUCUUUUUUAAAUAAUUUCUUUCUUUCAAAGACUACCAUGUCCAUUCUUCACACUGUAAUUUAACAGUGGGACAGUCAUAGUACGAUAACCUAUUUUACAGUUAUAAGGUGUUGUAUGUUACAGUAGAACAACUACAGCAAGAUUGUAGAAAAACAGUAUUAAGUUGGCAACUGUAGCUGUCAGUAGUUUACUGUAAAUUAACAGGGACAUUUUUCACCGUGCGUGCACAUCUGGAGCUGUAUCAGAAAGGACAUCUGGUGUAAAAUUUGAUUCAAAUCAACAUGUGGAUUGAUCAUUGAUAACCUAUGGUGACCACAAACAGGAGAAACCAAAAGAAUUUUAUUUAUUUAUUUUUAAUUCUUGUUCUUUAAAAAAAACACCUUAUCACAUUAUAAAGACCCACACAAACAUGGGGAGAACAUGCAAACUCCACACAGA